Juglans regia (Persian walnut) is the source of this 1685-nucleotide messenger RNA. Its product is annotated as ankyrin repeat-containing protein ITN1-like. Lineage: Eukaryota; Viridiplantae; Streptophyta; Magnoliopsida; Fagales; Juglandaceae. The record is from RefSeq and is a predicted model, not a curated record. The transcript is spliced from 7 exons. The coding region runs from base 186 to 1685 and encodes 499 amino acids.
CAUCUCGUGCCUUUUAUGCUCCUCUCCUUCGAGCUGCCCUAGAAGAUGACUAGAAAGCUGCUGAAGCUUUUAUCCAGAAAUAUCCAAACUGCGUUGGAGCCCCCAUAACAAAAGAGCAAGGGACAGCUCUUCACAAUGCCGCAGCUGCGAAACGCACCCGUUUUGUAAAAAAACUGGUGAAAUUGAUGACACCAAAAGAAUUAGAAUUGACAACCAACCAAAACUGCACGGCCCUUUAUUUUGCCGCUCAAUCAGAAAUCGUAACAAUUGCAGAGGAGAUGGUGAAAAAGAACAGAAAUCUGCCAUCGAUAUUUCCGGAUUGCAUCUAUAAUUUGCCACUUUUUGUGGCAAUAGUGAGUACUGGAAAUAGAGACAUGGUGUCGUAUUUAUACUCUGUGACUCCUAUUGAUGGCUUGGCGUCUGCAGAUCUCAUGCAGCUCCUUAUGGCUAGUAUUUCCAGUGAUUUGUAUGAUACGGCACUCAAAAUUCUGGAUACUCUAAAGUUAGAACAUGAAGAAAAGAAACUUCUCUGGGAUCCAUUGGAAAUGUUGGCCAGAAAACCUUCAGAAAUAAUUGGCAACAAAAGUCGGCCAUCAGUAUGGGAAAAAUGCUUAAACUCCUGCUUCAGAGGUCGGUUCUGCAACAAAGCCAUGAUGCAAGCAUCAGCCCAUCAUUUAGUUUACUGCCUUUGGAAAGAGCUUGGGGACGAAAAUUUCUCGUCAACUGCAGUUCAGUAUCAUAUGCAACUACUUCGCGAAGCUGCACAAGUAGGGAACGUUGAAUUUCUAGUUAUACUUAUACGCUCUUAUCCCGAUCUCAUAUGGCAAGUUGACGUGGGAUAUGGAACUUUAUUUCACGUUGCUAUUAAACAUCGACAAGAGCGUGUUUUUAAUUUAAUAUAUGAGAUAGGUGUUUUAAAGGGCAACCUUGCAACCGUUUACGAACCUAAGAGAUCAUCUGACAUGCUCCACUUAGCUGGAGAAUUGCCUUCUUCAGAUCGAUUGAAUAUCGUAUCAGGAGCAGCCCUUCAAAUGCAACGAGAGUUGUUGUGGUUUCAAGAAAUAGAAAAGAUCGUGCCGAAGUCAUAUGUGAACAUGAAGAAUAGAAAAGGAAAAGCACCUAGGGAUAUUUUUGUGAAGACCCAUGAAGAACUACAGAAGAAUGGUGAAAAGUGGAUGAAGGGCACGGCAAACUCUUGCAUGCUCGUGGCAGCACUGAUUGCUACUGUAGUUUUUCCAGCUGCCUUCACAGUACCGGGUGGCAACAAUCAAGAAACAGGCAUUCCUAUAUUUCUGGAAAGCAACUGGUUUACGGUAUUCUUCAUAUCAGAUGCGGUAGCAAUGUUAUUCUCUUCGUCUUCAAUAUUAGUUUUCUUGUCAAUUCUCACAUCACGCUACACGGAAAAGGAUUUCCUCGUAUCAUUACCUCGUAGGUUGGCUAUUGGACUUUCUACGCUUUUAAUCUCAAUAAUAGGCAUGCUGAUAGCCUUCACUGCAGCCUGUUUCUUGGUCUUUAAAGGCAAAACAGGUGUUCCGAUCCGUAUAAUUGUUGGGGCGCCUGCCGUUCCAAUUAGUUUGUUUGUUAUCCUACAUUAUGCCCUUUGGUUGGAUAUAUUCCGCUCAGCAUUCUGUUCUAAGAGGUUCCUUUUCCGGUCGCAGAAUAUGCUUUUCAAGCAAGCAAGCUAG